AACACCAAGGCACAAGAGGUUUUUGAUUCAUUCAUCUCCACCCCUGAAAAAGAGCUUGGCAUGAAGACUGAAAAGAUCGACAUGACGGCAAUCCUGCAAAAGUCGGACAAUCCCUACAUCAACACAGUAGCCAUGACUGAGUCUCUCUUUUCCACGGCAGAUCUCAUUGCCCGCUGGAAUGCUACCUACCCAGACGCAGAAUUCUCACCCUUCGACCUCGAGACACGCAACGGCUUCAUCAAUCAUGGCACAUUCAAUCAGUCAGCUUAUGAUGGGGUGAUCAAACACAAGGAAGAGUUUGCUGCUUUUGCCAAGAAAGAGAUCCUCCACCCUUCUAAGAAGACCUGCUCCGAGUCCAUCAGGAUUCUUGAGUCUGGCGCCAGCGGGCUGCCGUCCUACCGCGAGGAGUUCCUCAAACACGAAGAAGGUACUGGUUUCCAUUACAUGACGGAUCCCAAACAGUGGCUGAACCCCCUACUUCUCUCACCACUUCUCUCGGCUCCGCAGAUUGGCAUCCCCAUUGGCCAGGUCGACUACAAGAGUGUCACCAGCUUGCAAACCGAGAAGUUGCCCAUUGUGAUGGGUUUGAUGACGUAUCCUGGUUGA
This is a messenger RNA of Fusarium vanettenii 77-13-4, 606 nucleotides long. RefSeq lists its product as uncharacterized. The transcript is spliced from 2 exons. Lineage: Eukaryota; Fungi; Ascomycota; Sordariomycetes; Hypocreales; Nectriaceae. The record is from RefSeq and is a predicted model, not a curated record. The annotation marks the transcript as partial.